AUCAGCACACCACCACACUGAGGGAGGCCAAGAACACGUCCACGCAUCCACCGCUCGCCAUGGCCGCCGCCGCUGCGACCGCUCUCCUCCUGCUACCAAUCCUGGCCGCCGCACCUUGGGCGGCAUCGGCGGCGAGCGGCGAGAAGAGCACGCACAUGAAGCUCUACUGGCACGACGUGGUGAGCGGGCCGAGCCCGACGGCGGUGCCGGUGGCGCGCGCGGCUGUGACCAACAACUCCAAGACGGCCUUCGGCGCCGUGGUGGUGAUCGACGACCCGCUCACCCAGGGCCCCGACCUCAAGAGCUCCAAGCCCCUCGGCCGCGCGCAGGGCACCUACAUCGCCGCCGGCAAGGACGAGCUGUCCCUCAUGAUGAACAUGAACUUCGUCUUCCAGGCCGGCAAAUACAACGGCAGCACCGUCGCCAUCAUGGGCAAGAACGCCGCGUUCGACGCCGUCAGGGAGAUGGCCAUCGUCGGCGGCACGGGAGUGUUCAGGAUGGCGCGAGGGUACGCGCAGGCCAGGACGCACACCCUCGACCUCAAGACCGGGGACGCCACCGUCGAGUACAACCUCUUCAUCAAGCACUAAUUAACCGAGUGAUGGAGCCUCCAAGUAACAUCGUCGGCUCUGGUUAUAGUGAUUUUAUAUAUGUUACCUCAAUUCAUGGAGAAGAAUAAAACUAGAAUUAGCUUGGGUUUCUUGCGUUUCUUUUGGUGAAAAAAUGGCGCGAGAGCUGAAAGCGCUGUUGUACCGUACUACUCGAGAAGAUUGAUCGAUGUGCACUCUCUUAGAUGCUAUUAAUGCGUAAGUGUGCAUCCUGACACACCAUCAGACAUUCA
Messenger RNA from Setaria italica (foxtail millet), 841 nucleotides. RefSeq names its product dirigent protein 22. The coding region runs from base 60 to 590 and encodes 176 amino acids. The record is from RefSeq and is a predicted model, not a curated record. The transcript has a single exon. NCBI's taxonomy places the organism in Eukaryota, Viridiplantae, Streptophyta, Magnoliopsida, Poales, Poaceae.